CAAUGGGGUAAACAUCUUUUCAGUAUUAUUCUGCAAUAUCAAAAAUCUAAUAAAUGUCUCAUCACAUGGUUCUUAGUAGAUUAGGCAAACAACUAGAGAAAAUCAAAUUGUAAUUAAAUCCAUCCUGUCCGAAAAUCAUUGACAUAGAGAACCAAGAAUGGAGAAAAGUUUCUGUCUUUGAGGCAUUUGAGUCUCAUGGUGGGGCUUUAUUUGAUCAAGCGUGUGUGUGCUAGUUUGUGUAAGAGUUUUGGUUUUUGGUUUAGGUAUGAUCAACUUUGUCAAAAGUUGGAAUCUUUGAUUCUUGAUUUACCACAAGACAUACAAAAAACUUGUUUUUGGUGAAACAUUGUUUAUUACAUAUCUCCAACUUUUAUUACAUAUCUCCAUGUUCCUUCUGAUCCCAUUUAUGUUUGUCGUGUAACCACAAGAAUGGAACACACUUUUAGUAGUCCUAUCUUUUUUUCAAGUCUCUGUUUUUUUUUUUUUUUUGUAGUUGUACCAUCUCUGAUUGUUUGCUUUUUGUUUAUGAUGGAAAUGCAGAUAACUUCUUGGAGUUUGAGGAGGUGGUCUUCUUAUUCCCUGGAGGAUGGCCGGAGUCUCGAGAGAUUGCCGGAUUCUAACAAGUGAAUACUCUUCUUCUCUUCUCCUCUCUUGCCGUAUGUUUUGUGUAUUGAAUGGUCUCCUUUAAAGAACAUAAUAUUGGUAAAAGUCUAAAUCUUUUGUUAUCAAUUGAAUACUAGUUUUACAUUAAUAUGAAGAAUAAUGAAACUACUUUUAGAUACCAAAUUUGGAAAUGGAGUUUUUACUUAUACCCAAUUAAGAACCUUGCAAUAGACCACUUAAAUGUUUGGGGUUUUUAACCUUGUCUCUUAAUUCACUUUUUGUGCUUAAAAACAUUAAAAAAGUAAUAAGAACCUCUAAUAUGAGUAUUUGCAAUAAUCAUGCUCUUACCAAAGUUUACGAAGCCGAACAAAAUUCAAAUAUAAAUGUAAGUUUGGUAGUCUUUAACUAAACUUCAAUUAUACAUAAGCCAUGUUUCAUCAAGUUUACUUCUCGUUUUCUUUAUAAACUUCAUAACGUUGCAACCUAAUAAUCGAAAUUAGGUUGGAACACUCGUCCGUAGCAAUACGAAUACAGUCGUUGAGAUUAAAAUCAAAGUGAUUCUUUUCAUUUCAAUUAGAUGGUUUAACAAUAUAAUUUCUUGAUCCGGUUUGAUUCGAUCAUUUGAUAUGCUCUUAGCGAACCAAACAAACCUGCUCAAGUGGAGAAGGAAAAGAUAAGGUUGCCGGCUGCAUGUUCCCCUAAACUCAAAUCUCAAUGUUUUGUAAUCUUUCAACAUCUUCCUCUUUCCAUGCCCACCUUUCUCCCCUUUCUACUCUUUCUUAGAUCUUGUUGAAGCCUAUAUUAAACACUGUUUUGAAGUUAAAUAAUUUCCUUAGGGUUAAAACAAAAAAUUAUUACUGAACAGCUGUGUGUUGCCGCUUUUCUUACAUAUAAAUAAAGGUCGAUAAAAUAAGUUCUUUGUUGAAUCUCAAGACAAUUAGAUUAUUUAUUUGUCUGAAGAAGUUCAUUUUAAGAAGAGCAAAUCUCGAACAUUUACAUACGUGUGCAUGUGCAUCUUGUUCCUUUCCCUAUACAAUACAAUAUCGCAUUCGGAAUGUUUCUAUAUAUGUUUUGCUUCAUUAUGUUAUUUCAAUACAUAUAUAUAGAGACAAACAUAAAAUGUACGGAUUGUUAUUUCGAAACCCAUAAUAUAAUAGAUUUGACAAUGACAAUAAAAUAUUUAUGAUGUCAUGAAAGUGUAGUUCAUUGGAGAAUUCAAAGCGAGCCAUGCAAAUCUCAAUGUCAAUAAACCAAGAAAAUCAAGACCAUAUUCAUCUCCUCUUGAUUCGCUUCCUUUUUAUUUACAGCACCUCUUUCUUCUUUUUACUCUCUAUAUAAACUCUUCAAGUCCUGUUCUCCUUCAUCACAAGUCUUUCAGUUGCUCUCCUUCUCUCUCUUUUCCAUCACCCACAAGGGUUUUUUUUUCUGGUACCCAAAUUCUCAACCUUAAAUAACAAAAAAAGGUCUCGAAAUAGAAACCCUAAUUAUCAUGGCAGGAUUCAAGAGAAAGUUCAACAAAGGUCAUGCCUUCACAAGCAAAUGUGUUUCCUUGGUGAAGGAACAACGGGCUCGUCUCUAUAUUCUCGGCCGCUGCGCCACCAUGCUUUGCUGCUGGUACAUCCAUGGCGAUGAAUAGAGAGAGCUCUUUGAGUUCUCAUUCAAAUGAAACCCCUACAUAUAACUCUAGAUAUGUAUAUAUAUUCCGCUCCUCCCCAUCUCUUCUUCUCGAAGCUCCGUUAUAAUGCUGAAGAUCUUUGUUGGUGUUGUUGGCUUGCAUGGCAGGAUCCUUCUCCACGAAACUUUUGAUUAUCUCUCUUCUAUUGGUGCAAAACCCUGCAAACUUUGUUUUUUUUUGUAACCUAAAGAAUCAAUCUUCUGGUUAUUUUUUUUGUUAUUUUGCAUCAACCAAAAGAGAGACACUUUAUCCGCCGACUGAGGUGGCGGAGUUAUGUUUUUUGAAACAUAUGGAGAGAGAGACGCCAUGAAUACUAUGAAAUCUUCUGGAUGUUAUGGGUUUAG
Messenger RNA from Brassica napus (rape), 2622 nucleotides. RefSeq names its product small polypeptide DEVIL 19. The coding region runs from base 2093 to 2239 and encodes 48 amino acids. The transcript has a single exon. The record is from RefSeq and is a predicted model, not a curated record. Lineage: Eukaryota; Viridiplantae; Streptophyta; Magnoliopsida; Brassicales; Brassicaceae. Gene Ontology annotation, biological process: negative regulation of cell population proliferation.